Vespa mandarinia (Asian giant hornet) is the source of this 1639-nucleotide messenger RNA. It is a transcript of the gene dsx-c73A, whose product is annotated as doublesex cognate 73A. The record is from RefSeq and is a predicted model, not a curated record. NCBI's taxonomy places the organism in Eukaryota, Metazoa, Arthropoda, Insecta, Hymenoptera, Vespidae.
ACUCGAACCCCGAACCAAUAUCAGCCGUGAGUAGUACCCUACUACACGAGUGUCUCUUUGCUUUCUUUUAUUAUCCAUAUUAUUAUUAUAAUUUCACGGCUAUUAUAAUAUUCGAUCGAUAUUGUCGAUUUCUUUUUGUCUUUCAUUUUCUUUUUUAUUUCUAUCGAGUGUGCAAGAACAAACGUUUGUAAGUUCAUUUGAAAAAGAUCCGAAGGAAGAGGAAAAGGAUUCGUCGAGGAGGUAUAUUCGUAUCAUUAUUACUGCUGACAUCAAGCAGAGUAGACGGAACUAAAAGUAACAGUCACGGGAAAGGAAACAAAAGAGUGGAUGGUAAAUAAAAGAAGAUAAAAGAGAAAAAGUUGUUGGGGAAAUAAUAAAUAUAGUGUAAACUCGUAAAAAGAGAAUUUACGUGAAAGAGAAAGGAAAAUGAAGACGAUACGAACGAUAAUAUGGUUAGUAUUACCAAUCACAAGCUGUCUAGCUUUGCCACCGUCACAACAAGAAUACGCUCGUGGUUCGGUUAGAGCAAAACAAACGACACCAACGUUGCCCAAUAGAAUUACAUCUGUUGUCACUUCGACGAUCGUACCAUCGAUAACAAGUUCAAGUUCGUCUAUAGCGUCAAAUUCAAUGUCUUCGGUUACGACGCCUAUUCCAACAUCUACUUCGUCGGCAACAACCAUAACAGCGUCAUCUUCGUCAAUCAAUCCGAUCGUAUCAAUUGCUUCCACCGAACAGAUUAUGUCAAGAACGGCAGCUACUUCCGGUAGCGGAAGUACUGUGUUCUUGUCUUCAACAAGAAAGGUCAGCACGAAACUGGAUGAACCAACUAGCACGUUGCCCUCUACUUCGGGUAAGGAGACUCGUGAAUCACCUGGGAAGAUUCGACCGCAAAUAAAGCUAACAACAAAUUAUACUAGCGCGAGCGAGACAGGAGUACGAUUGCCGGAAGGAGCAAGCGCGGCAUUGGCGAAGCCCACCAAGUAUCAUUAUUAUCCUCACAAUCAACACAUUUAUUUGCUUCCGGAAUGUGCGGUCCAACAAGUUUGUAAUGCCGUCUACGUGCGAUUGAACUUCACUCAACCGCUUUGCGCCUGUCCAGGACGUUACCGCGACCCUUGCAGCGCUUCCCUUGACAGCGACGAUCAUCACACGACCGAGCUAGUAACUGAUCCACGUACCAAGGCUCUAACACUCGUGAAAACAUGCGAACCAGUUGCUGAAAUGCGAGAAUGCAGAGCUCCAAGGGAUUGGUCUCUUUUAGCCCUUCAAAAUACACGAACCGGAAAGUCUCACUACUUGGUGAUAUGCCGAUGUCCGGAUUCGAAUAUACUUGAGGGUCCCAUGAGUCACGAUCAACCGACCUAUGCAAGUGUACCAGGAAUUCGUGUUUAUGGAAUGAUGUGUGUGCAAGGAAAUAGAAGAGGCCGGCCAUUACGACAUAUACGUAGUCUUAUGGGUUUUAACGACUUGGAGGAAAAUACCGAAAGAUUUCUAUUCGGCAGAGAUGAUAAGCUAGAGUUUCCUUGGGAUAAGGUUCAUCAGUUGAUGAAAAUGGCCGUUUGGGAGUGAUUUACGAUCAGUUCGAAUUUUAUUCUCGCUCUUCGUCUCUUUCUCUCUCUCUCUCUCUCUCUCUCUU